UCCCAACAGCUUGGACGAACGGCUCGAUGGACGAGGUCUUGAAAUUCCACACAACAUGGCCCCUGCGUCUCUCUACGCCCGUAGCAACGGUUCGGCAUCUUCAGCGUCGCCACCCACUGUCUCAACGCCCUCCAUGCUAAUAGUCCCACAACCCAUCAACGCCGCUAAGAUGCCGCCCACUCCGCCUGGCAUUGGACAAAACCCGCCCAAUAAUGGCUCGGCCAGAAAGUACCAAUGCAAGAUGUGUCCACAGCUGUUCGCCUGUAAUCUGUCGUAUACUACCCCACAUCGGGAGAUCAGCCAAGAUGGGGUCAGUAGGUUAUGAUUCAUUUUUAACAUUUGAGCAACGAUCAUUUUGUUCGGUAAAGCUGUUUGGUGUGUCAGAACUAGUGAUUGAUUUAUGUAAACAUGUUGUUCAUG
Molecule: messenger RNA, 420 nt
Organism: Procambarus clarkii (red swamp crayfish)
Lineage: Eukaryota; Metazoa; Arthropoda; Malacostraca; Decapoda; Cambaridae
Source: RefSeq, a predicted model, not a curated record